This is a messenger RNA of Centropristis striata (black sea bass), 5386 nucleotides long. It is a transcript of the gene usp49, whose product is annotated as ubiquitin specific peptidase 49. Bases 1033 to 3078 code for a protein of 681 amino acids. Gene Ontology annotation, molecular function: zinc ion binding; cysteine-type deubiquitinase activity. NCBI's taxonomy places the organism in Eukaryota, Metazoa, Chordata, Actinopteri, Perciformes, Serranidae. Gene Ontology annotation, biological process: protein deubiquitination. The transcript is spliced from 7 exons. The record is from RefSeq and is a predicted model, not a curated record. Gene Ontology annotation, cellular component: cytoplasm.
CUGAGGCCCGGUGUUAGUGUACCCGGCUUUCUGUGAUGAAAGUCACCGGGGAGUUUUUAAACGGUUAACGGCGGAGUUCGCUAGCGAGCUAAGCCGUUCACUGUUAAUACUUAGUUACCGUUUGCGACCAACAACAGCCGUUAGGUGAACUUCGAUUGUCCUCAGCGUUAGCCGCCGUGUAGCUAUCGGUAGCUGCAAUGGCAGGCUAAUAACAUACAUGUUAGCUGCCGGGAGCCAAGCGAGUCAUCUGUGUUUAACAUAGUGUAUUAUUAGAUAAGACAGCAAAAGGCUAGGCAGCGCUAACACUGUGCAGAGCUGCCGAGGCUAGCGGCUAGCGGCGUUAGCUAACUUAUGGCUCGCUGAGCUGCCUCAGACCAACAAAGUUGUUGGAUGUUCCUGGAGAGUCAGUGGCUCUCUGACUGCUCUUUGUUCUGGCUCGACAUGGUGAUGGUGGGGUGGCUUAGCAAUGGCGUUAACAGCACAGCCAGUCUGGAUCACAAGACAGGCUUUAAAACACGGACAGACACAGUUUGAAUAUUGUUACAUUUGUGAAUAAUCAGCGUCACAUGCGUUAAUAGACACUCCAAAUAGCACGGCGUCAACAGCACAACACAACAUAGCACGAUUUAAGUAUGCAGACGACUAGAAACCAGUUGCACCGACUUGCAAGUUAAUAGUGUCAUUUUUGUUAUAAUUGCAGUUUUAGAAAAGUAGCGGAUGAUUUUACACAAAGGGAAAUGCAACGAGAAUGGUGUGGCACAGCGCUGGCACCGGUGUGGUAGACAAUUACAUGGAUUAACCACAUCAUUUAAAUGGACAUACAGCCAUUCUGCCUCAUGUCAACAUUUCUGCCUAAUGUUCCCGUUGGUGUCGGUGGUGACAGUCGACAUGGGGGAUCAGGCUAAACGUUGUUUUUGACUUCUCUGCAGAUUGUGAUGUUUUGUCCCAAAAGCCAACUACUUUUACUAAUGAGGUGCUGCUUGGUUCCAGGACGUGUGUCCUAUCCCUGAGGCCACAUGUGUAUGGGGAAAGAUGGAUCGUUGUAAGCACGUGGGGCGCCUGCGUCUCGGCCACGACCAUUCCAUCCUCAAUCCGCAAAAAUGGCAAUGUGUGGACUGCAGCACCACCGAUUCGGUGUGGGCCUGCCUCAAGUGCUCCCACGUGGCCUGUGGACGUUUCAUGGAGGAGCACUCACUCAAACACUUUCAGGAGUCACACCACCCACUGGCUAUGGAGGUGCGUGAGCUGGAUGUGUUCUGUUUCGCCUGUGGAGACUAUGUACUCAAUGAUAACGCAGAGGGAGACCUCAAACUCCUCAGAGGGGCGCUCUCUACUGUUCGCAGCCCAGGUAGACGCUCCCUACGCUCCUCGACUGGGGGAGAGUGCACCACGCGGGUUGGGGAAGGUGGGCUGCAGCCCGCCAUGCAGCUGGCCUCGCGUCACAGGAGAAAAGCACUUCUAGGGAAGAUGUUUCAGAUGUGGAUCGGUAAACACCAGGAGCUGCAGAAUCAGCGUAAGGAGAAACUUGAGGAAGCCAAAAGACAGAAAAAAGAGGUAAAAAGGAGACUCAUGGAAGAGCUUGGCAACGUCCCUCCCAGAAAGAGUGCUAGGCUUCUUACUCAGGCGCCACGUUCAACCAUCACACUCAUUCCUCGCAAAUUUCGCGACCCUCCAGAACGCCUACCUCCUCCUCUUCAUCUUCCUCCCAAAAAGCCUUCCCUUCUGACCCUGUCCCGUAAGGCUCCUCAGAAUGGCAGAGCUGCUAAACUGAGGAGGUACUACUCCACACACGCGGUCACCCGCAAGAGACCCGCUCCAGGUGUCACUGGUCUGCGCAAUUUGGGGAACACAUGCUACAUGAACUCAAUAUUGCAAGUGCUGAGCCACCUGCAGAAAUUCAGGGAGUGUUUUCUCACUUUGGACCUGUGUGAGACUGAGGAGCUGCUGGCCAAGACCAAUCACUCCCAAGGGACGAAGGGCGUGACAGGAGGUGUAGUCGGCAGCGCUAACUCAGCACUGUCAGGUUGCCCCCUUGGACGCAUGGGGAAGGCAGGCAGUUGGAAUUUGCCCGUGGGCAAAAAAGAAAGCACCCCGCCUUCCCCGACAGCUUCAGAGUUGGUCCAGCCCAAGGAGCAACGCUGCUCCACCCGCCAGCAGAUGUCUCUGUGCCAUGAGUUACAUACACUUUUCAGGGUCAUGUGGUCAGGCAGGUGGACUUUAGUGUCUCCGUUCGCCAUGCUUCACUCUGUGUGGAACCUCAUUCCAGCUUUCCGUGGAUAUGACCAGCAGGAUGCCCAGGAGUUCCUGUGCGAGCUGCUGGACAAGGUGCAGCAGGAGCUGGACACAGAGGGGUCCAAACGCAGGAUAGUUAUCCCCAUCACAAAGAGAAAACUGUCCAAGCAAGUGCUAAAAGUUCUCAACACCAUCUUUCAUGGGCAGCUACUCAGCCAGGUGACGUGUCUGUCCUGUAAGCACAAGUCUAACACAGUUGAGCCGUUCUGGGAUCUGUCUUUGGAGUUUCCGGAGCGAUACCACAGCGUAGACAAAGGCUCAGGCUCUACAGCUUACCAGCGCAGCUGCACCCUCACUGAGAUGCUGUCCAAGUUUACGGAAAUGGAGGCUCUAGAAGGCAGGAUCUAUGCCUGCAACCACUGCAACAAAAGAAGACGGAAAUCAUCCCACAAACCCUUAGUUCUGUCAGAAGCACGUAAGCAGCUUCUGAUCUACCGUUUACCUCAGGUUCUACGGCUGCACCUCAAACGCUUCAGAUGGUCGGGGCGGAACCAUAGGGAGAAAAUCGGCGUCCACGUGGCCUUUGACCAGGUUCUGAACAUCAAACCAUACUGCUGCACAGGCUCAGGUCACUCUGUCCACAGAGGAGGCUACACCUACGAUCUGUCUGCUGUUGUUAUGCAUCAUGGUAAAGGCUUCGGCUCAGGGCACUACACCGCAUACUGCUACAAUACAGAAGGAGGUUUCUGGGUCCACUGUAAUGACUCUGACAUGAAGGUUUGCAGUGUGGAGGAAGUGUGCAACACUCAGGCCUAUAUUCUCUUCUAUACCCAGAGGUCUGCCUAGGUACCUCUCGCUGUGAUGUCGACCUGUAUGGGCAACUAUAGGCUGCAUUUAUGAAAACGUUCUAUGAUGUCUUCCCAAGAUGUCAUUAAACAAUCACUUUGAAAUGAUUUACUAAAAAAAGACAGCAAUGGGGGCAGUAGGACAGCCACAAUCAUGAGUCAAGCUGAAAAAUUUAGCAGCUUAAUCCAGAUGAGAAAGAUGAUCAUAAUGGUGCACACACUGUAAUGUUGCUAAGGCACAGUGAAGGAAAAUAAUUAAAUUGUAAUAUUGUGAGGUUUUGGAUUAUGAUUGAUUUAUAAAUGAAUAAAGAAAUCAAAAACCUUUUCAUAAAUGAGGCCACGGGUUUCUCAGCCUGUGGGACCAGCAUAUCGGUUAAUGGCCUGAAGACUGUGGGAGCAGGUCCGACUCUGUCCUGCUGAACACCGAGUUGUGUUGUCCGUGUUUUUUAAAACAAUCAGGCUCAUGUCUGUUGAGUCUGGAACCAACCAGGCGCUCUCCUGAAACAGCAUUUUACAUUCAAAGGCAACACAGAUUCUUGAUUUUAGAGCAUUUUUAUCACAUUAAUGUUGUUCACAUGUAGGGCUGUACCGAACAGUUCUAAGCUUCAUUCAUUACUGAUUUUUUAAUUCGACAAUCGACAAUUGAAUGCUGCCAGGCUUUUUUUUUUUGGUCUAUUCAUUCCAUUUAAACCGGUAAUUUCUGCACAGUUGCACCAAAAACUUAGGCUAUACUAAUAACAUUAACAUUAGGCAGCAUUCACAUGAGAUCUGCCGGUGUGAUGAAAAUGCCAGUAAUCCUAUUCAUCUGAGUGGGGGUAGUGCAUCUGCCACAGGGCUGGAAAAGAACACCAGCCAUGCAAAAUUUCAAACACACUAAUUUUAAGGAAAAACACAGCCUGAUGUCAAACUUGGUGGCCAAUCACGUAACCAGCUACCACGGGGCCGAAAACAACUUCGGUACAAGGAAGUUCUGAAAAAAAUUGAAUCUAACAAAAAAAGAUGUAAUAAUUUCCCAAAUUCUUAGUUUUUAUUUAAUGAAAUAUUCUGCUCAAAGCUUAAUUUGUUCUGAUUAUUUCAAAAACAAAAAACAAAAUUUUCACGUUAGCGACACACUUUUUGUUCAACACUUGUAUUACCGGUCUAACAGCACAUUAAUGACAUUUAUAUAACCACAAUAACAAAACAAAAAAAGACUAACUAAUUUAACUAAUUAAACUAAAUUUAAUGAAUCACUUUAUUCAAAUUAAGGAUUUUGAUCCCAUAUUAAAAAACUAAUUUUGGGGUGGUGAUGACAUCAUGAAGCCUUAAAUGUAGAAAGAAGACAUUCGGUACAGCCCUAUUAAUGUGCCUUACAUAUAACUACAUCUGACAGCCAGUACAUUAAAUAUUAUGAGAGGUACAUCGUUCAACAUCAGUGUCCACCCACCUUACUGAAAUGAAUCUGAAGUCCUGACUCUGUGUUGCCUCCUGUUCAGCUUUUUUAUUCUCGUGAAAUGUCAGUAAUGGAAACUUUGAAUACUCCUCCCUGUGUCUGUUUGUACUUCAUCCUGUCCUCUCCUCAACUGUACUGCUGUGACUGGACACUGUGUCUUAGGCUCGAGGCCUGCGCUCUCAGUGAACAGGAAUAGUUUUUUGUUUUAGUUUAUUUUGUAGUCAUUUUAUCUGUUUCCAUGAAAACACUUGAUUGAUGAUGAGUGAUGGAAAGCUGCACUUUUGAGGAGGGGCUACUAUUGUUGGUCCUAUCUUUGUGAUUGUUCAUCUUUUAGCUCCUGUAUCUUGUUUAAAUGGCAGCUCCCCCUGUGGUGUAACAGUUAUAGACUAGUCUGAGCCCGGGCCGGAGACGCUGCACCUGUGUUUUAAUUGCAGGAGACGGAGAAACGAAUGAAAGGGCAGACUGCGAUAAAGAAGAAUGUGUUGGGGUACCCAUUUUGAGUUGAGCACCUGAAAGCAAUAUAUUGUACAUCUUGCAUCUUGACAGGAAAUUAAGGUAAAAUCAGGAAUUCUUCUGCUUGUUAUACAAUGUUUUUUUUCUACUCUGCUGUUUCUAUCAAGGUCUUUAGAAUUUGCUAGGUAAUCAAGAAAAACUUGUGUUUGAUACGAGUCAAAUGCAAAAUACAUUUGUGAACUCUGUAAAAGUUGGAACAAUCUAAUGACGAUGAAUGUCUUACUUUUUAGCGGUCAGGUGUGGCCAUGCCACCGGCUCUGAUCCCCUUGAGUUCUGUCUUGUACUGUAAGAAUACCUGUCAUAAAUGUAAUGGUCAUAUGGGUUUUGCCUGAUGGUAAUUAUUAAAAAGACAAAACAAAUCUGA